ACAACAGUCUACGGCAUCAUGCAGGAGGAGGACACCAGACGCGGGGAGUGACCUUGCUGAGCCAAGCUACUUUCCAUAAUAGGGGAAAUGAGAGUUGCUUUUUUGGUGAUCAUAGACGGAUAUUCAAUCGUGCAUAAAAUUAGGGGUCCACAAAAGAUUUCACAGGCAAUCUGAGAUUAAGAUAGAAGCAAAAGGGGGACUUCCAUGGCAGUCCAGUGGUUAAGACUUGAUGCUUCCACUGCAAGGGGCAAGGUUCAGUCCCUGGUGGAGGAAGAUCCCCCAGGCCACGUGGCGGGGCAAAAGCAGGCAAAAUCAUGGACUAGAUGAGGUGUCCAGAGGCAAAUGACUCCCAUCCUGCAUAUGUCUGGAUAAUAAAUCACUGAAGACCACAUUUCCACCAGCAGCGUGGGAACGAGGACAGAGACCAGGGACACAGAAACGGUCUUCUGCCCAUCCAUGAACUUGGAAGACUGAUGACAAGACCUUAUCUUGGAAGGCUUGCCUUGCCUGCCUAGUUAAGGCUUUCACACACAACAGCAGGAAGAGGAGCAACUGAAGGACACAGAACCUCGGGCUGCGUGAGCACCUCCUGUCCCGGUCACGCGUCACCGCCUAGGGCAGCACUCAGCACCAAGGUGGGCCUCUGUUCAAGUCACUUGACCCGCAGACACACAGUGUAGGAGCAAUACUGUGAGAUCGCCAACUCUCUGUCACUUUCCAGAGCCGCACAGUGCCGGGGAGGAGAGAAGGCACACGUUUCUCCUGCCUCUCCAAGAUUCCAAGGCAACUUCUUGAAGUUUGCUAAUAGAGAUAUCACCAGAGAUUAGAGACGUAAUCAUCUAGAGGAAAUGCUGGUAGUAUGGCUGUAUGUGCAUGUUGUACAAAAGUCUCUGAAGCAGAUUCUCUUGUUUUAGCGGCUAUCCAGAUUAUGAUUGGCAUCUUUUGUGUUUUCAUGUGGUAUCUCCUAUUGAUUUUGUAUAUGGGACAAAUUAAAGGAGUCUUUGGGACAUAUGAACCUAUAACUUACAAAACAGGAUGUUCUUUAUGGGGAAUUGUUUUUAUCAUUUCAGGAAUCACCAUAAUAAGAGUAACAAGGCACCCAUCUCAACGCCAGCUUACCUGUGCUAUGCUUAUGAACAUCUUAUGCAUAAUUGUUGCAGUUAUUUCAACGAUUCUAACAGUAGUUGAGUUGUCUUCUUUUGAGUCUGUGUCAUACAGGAAUUAUGGACAAGCGAAGCUUGGGAGAGAGAUUUCACGUGUUUUACUGAGCUUCUACACAUUGGAAUUGUGUAUUGCAUUCACAUACACAAUCUUCGGCUGUGUUGGUUUGUGUCGCAAAAAUGAAGAUGCUCAUACGGCUGUCACAGAGGAAGUUGAGGAUGCUUUAUAGAAACCUUAGAAAUGUGAGAAUUCUCCUGAUGCUCUUACCUGACGUGGGCCCUAAUGAUAUAUUUGUGUGACAAAGCUGCUGCAAAGUCCACAGGUUUUUGUGCAAAAGAAAAUAUGAAACAAGCUGAAUUUUCCUUUUCAGUAUUCAAGAAAAUUCUUUGCACAUAUUUUUGUAGGCUCCAAUUGGAAAGCUUUUCUCCCAAUUAAAUAUAAUAUUGUUACAAGGAAAAAAUUAUUUUCUAGGUACACUGAAUAGCUGUCAACUCUUCCUAACAGAGCUUUUGUAAGAAACCGUUAAAAAGAUUUGCGAUUGUCUCUAGAGUACAAGCUACACAGACUUGGAGCAUGAUAUUGUAUAACUCUCAGGAAAAUUUUAAAUAACUUAAGAUUCUGAUUCUAUGAGUAAAGGGUACAUUUCAGUCUGAAUUCUUCUACCCGAGCUAGCUGCCUGAACAAAUUACAAAUCAAAAGGCAUCCGAUUCAGUCCCCUCAUUGACGGCUCCUCUCCUCAUUAAAAUUCCUUUCUGCCCUAAAAGUCUCUGCUGUCUUUUUUCCCUUUUGUUUCCCCCUUGCUUCUUAUUUCUUUUCAUUGCUUGGAUCACCUGUUCAAUUGCUUUUCAAAGCAACAGGCUGCUCUUCCAUACUAAGGAAAAUUUCCCAAGGAUCUGUUGUGACUUCAGAGUCAUCCUUCCUUCAAAUAUGGAAAAGAACUUCAGAGAGCCUUGCUCAGCAAUAUUAAUCAUGCCAUUAGGGUUUGGCCUCUACUUUGCAGAUAUGCAGAUGACAACACCCUUAUGGCAGAAAGUGAAGAAGAACUAAAUAAACAGCCUCUUGAUGAAAGUGAAAGAGGAGAGUGAAAA
Messenger RNA from Dama dama (fallow deer), 2249 nucleotides. It is a transcript of the gene MS4A13, whose product is annotated as membrane spanning 4-domains A13. Gene Ontology annotation, biological process: cell surface receptor signaling pathway. The transcript has 10 exons. Gene Ontology annotation, cellular component: plasma membrane. The coding region runs from base 860 to 1390 and encodes 176 amino acids. Lineage: Eukaryota; Metazoa; Chordata; Mammalia; Artiodactyla; Cervidae. The record is from RefSeq and is a predicted model, not a curated record.